This is a messenger RNA of Giardia duodenalis, 579 nucleotides long. RefSeq names its product Ubiquitin-conjugating enzyme. NCBI's taxonomy places the organism in Eukaryota, Fornicata, Diplomonadida, Hexamitidae. Bases 1 to 579 code for a protein of 192 amino acids. The transcript has a single exon. Gene Ontology annotation, molecular function: SUMO conjugating enzyme activity. Gene Ontology annotation, cellular component: nucleus. The record is from RefSeq and is a predicted model, not a curated record. Gene Ontology annotation, biological process: protein sumoylation.
AUGUCUAGAGCGAUAGAACGUCUAAACGAAGAAAGAAAACACAUAAAAAGGGAGCUUCCGCCAGGUUUUUUCUCAAAGCCACUGCCCAAGAAGACGGGGACUACUGUUUUACCCAACGAGCUGGACCUUUUCCGAUGGAUUUGUGGGGUUCCGGGCAAGAAGGGUACCAUAUGGGAAGGUUGCACUUUACGUGUAUAUAUGUUCUUUCCGGAAGACUACCCAAUUGCACCGCCUAAGGUGCAGUUUGACCCCACCCUCUUCCACCCUAAUGUCUACCCCUCCGGGAGCGUUUGUCUUUCCAUCCUGUCCUAUGAGUGGAAGCCCUCGAUCACGAUCAAGGAGAUCCUUUUGGGUCUGCAGGUGCUCCUUGAUGAGCCAAAUCUUCAAUCUCCAGCUCAACACGAGGCCUUCCAACUUCGCAGGGAAGACCUCACGGCAUACAAUAAACGCAUCCGUGCCAUUGUUGAAGAAAAUCCCAGCUCAGAAUUUGAGAGACGUGUGAAGAAUAUAGUUAUGUCCGGGGAGUUUAGAACUUGCCCCCGGCCACCACCAAAGAAUGACGACAUAGCCAUAGAUUGA